Molecule: messenger RNA, 531 nt
Organism: Hyphopichia burtonii NRRL Y-1933
Lineage: Eukaryota; Fungi; Ascomycota; Pichiomycetes; Serinales; Debaryomycetaceae
Exons: 1
Coding region: 1-531 (176 amino acids)
Cellular component (GO): mitochondrion
Source: RefSeq, a predicted model, not a curated record
AUGCCUCAGCCUGCUGAAGUAGCUGAACCAAAUGCUGCUAAUAGGCUAUUGAGAAAGUUCAACUUCAAGUUAGCAUACGCUUCCGAAGAAUACAAAACUCGUCGUAAACAGCAAAUGGUGCUAUUUAUGACUUCGGCUGCUAUGACCAUCUUUGCUGCAAGAUUUGCUUAUAAGUCCACCAUAACCAGACAAUACGUACCUACUUUAUUCCAAGGGAACCAUUCUCCACCUUUAAGUUACAAUUUCACAACCGACGCUGCAGUGGCCGUGGGCACCGGUACCUUAUUAUGUGGGAGUGUCAGCAGCAUGAUGAUAUUCGGCAGUUGUUGGAUCAUGGAUGUGUCAAACUUCAAAGAAUUCGGUUGGAGGAUGAAAUCGAUACUAGGAGGAUGGGAAAAACAGAAAGAAUUAGCAGCCAUGCCCAUGGACGAAGAAAGUGCCAUGAUCCAAGACGGGUUGAAUGACAUUUUAGAAGGCAAAUAUGACGAUUUGGACGAGUUAAGCAAUGAUUUGGAUACACCUGAUAAAUAA